AUGAAUCAGCGUCCUUCUAGUCGUCCAAAAGCUUCCUUGUAUGUUGGAGACAUACACCAACAUGUUACCGAGGCAAUGCUCUACAACCACUUCAGUCCCGCCGGGACCAUCCACUCUAUCCGCGUCUGCAGAGACAGGGUCAACAAGCGCUCUCUGGGUUAUGCCUAUGUCAACUUCAAGAGGUCAGUGGAUGCCGAGCACGCCUUAGAUUUCUUGAAUUUUAAACUGACUGAUGGCUCUCCGAUUCGUGUAACUUGGGCCCACCAGCGCGACCCGACCAUGACAAAGAGCGGUGUGGGUAAAGUCUUUAUUAAGAACCUGGACACGUCAAUAGAUAACGAAAAUCUAUACGACACCUUCUCUGGCUUCGGCAAAAUCUUGUCGAGCAAGAUUGCAUGUGGUAACAAUGGCUCAAAGGGCUAUGGUUUUGUUCAAUUUGAGACCGCGGAGGCUGCCGAGAAAUCUAUAGAAAGAUUGGACGGUAUGCUGUUUAAUGACAGAAAAGCAUUUGUGGGCCGCUUCAAAUCUCGCAAGGAGCGCCAAGCUGAGCGAUUUGGUUCAUGCGCAAAGUUCACCAAUAUCUACAUCAAGAACUUUGGACAGGAUGUGGAUGAGCAGAAGCUGACAGAGGUGUUCAGCAAGUAUGGAAAGAUCACGAGCGUCUGUGUCAUGAAGGAUGAGAAUGGCAAGUCCCGAGGGUUCGGCUUUGUGAACUUUGAGAGGCACGAGGAUGCGCAAAAAGCUGUGGAUGACAUGAAAGGAAUGCAAAUUAGCGGCAAGCUGAUCUAUGUUGGCCGCGCCCAGAAGAGGUUAGAGCGUCAGUCCAAGCUCAAGCGUUGGUUCCAGCAGAACCAGGCUCGCAUGACAUGCCCUUCUAAGCAGCUGUUCACCAAUAUCUACAUCAAGAACUUUGGACAGGAUGUGGAUGAGCAGAAGCUGACAGAGGUGUUCAGCAAGUAUGGAAAGAUCACGAGCGUCUGUGUCAUGAAGGAUGAGAAUGGCAAGUCCCGAGGGUUCGGCUUUGUGAACUUUGAGAGGCACGAGGAUGCGCAAAAAGCUGUGGAUGACAUGAAAGGAAUGCAAAUUAGCGGCAAGCUGAUCUAUGUUGGCCGCGCCCAGAAGAGGUUAGAGCGUCAGUCCAAGCUCAAGCGUUGGUUCCAGCAGAACCAGGCUCGCAUGACAUGCCCUUCUAAGCAGCUGCAGCACAUGAGUGCCCAGAUCCACUCCAAGACCAAAGCCCAGGUCAAGGUCCAGACCCUGACCCAGGAAAAUGCCCAGGUCGAGACCCAGCCUAAGAUGGAAAAUGAUGAGGUGAUCCACCUGCUGGGAUCUCCACAGGCUCUGCACUCUAAGAUCAAUCAGGCAAUGGCUGCCUUUCGUGCCUCCCGGAUGAAUGUGGCCAAGGUUAUGUCCCAGCUUAACCUCCAGACACCUUUGAGGAUCACCACCUUGCACCAGGCUAACCAGGACUUCAAAUCUUCUGCAGCUGAGACCAGCCUGACGAAGCUUGUUGAUGGUCUCCACGGAGUCGUGGGAAGGGAGACCUUCUUGCAGCUUGAAGACCUCAAGCCUGUCGCAGCCAGAGACCUGAGCCUGCUUCACCUGAGCAGAGAGCUUCAACCAGAAACGGCGGUUUCUUCCAAGAGCCAUGUUGGCUCCAUAGCUGCUCCCAGGCAGAAAGCAAAGAAGAAGGGAGGAGGAUGUUUCUGUGGCCUCAUGAGGGCUUUCGGGAGAGCUGAUUGCACUGUGGGUGAGAAGACCUAUGGUGGAAUCUUACAUGCAGAGAACAUCACCUCCAUGAAAGCUGCUGCAUCUGCAGUGAAGAAUGGAGAUGCUGAUCAGUUUCCCACUACUCUGUAA
Messenger RNA from Osmerus eperlanus (European smelt), 1860 nucleotides. Its product is annotated as polyadenylate-binding protein 1-like. Gene Ontology annotation, molecular function: poly(U) RNA binding; mRNA 3'-UTR binding; poly(A) binding. Gene Ontology annotation, cellular component: ribonucleoprotein complex; nucleus; cytosol. The transcript is spliced from 6 exons. NCBI's taxonomy places the organism in Eukaryota, Metazoa, Chordata, Actinopteri, Osmeriformes, Osmeridae. Bases 1 to 1860 code for a protein of 619 amino acids. The record is from RefSeq and is a predicted model, not a curated record.